ACCUGAGUCCUCCUCAUGCUGUCAAACCCAUUGGAUUUCAAGCGACAGCAACCCUCGGAGGACCAACAGUCGGAUUUCUCUGUUCCAGGGCAUGGCUUUCACCUUGCUGGAACGGCAGAUGUUGGGUCUCCAAGGUCUCCUCCCCCCCAAAAUCGAAACCCAGGACAUCCAAGCUCUACGUUUCCAUAAGAACAUGGCCAAGAUGAGUGACCCCCUUCAAAAGUACAUUUACAUCAUGGGCAUCCAGGAAAGGAACGAGAAGCUUUUUUAUAGGGUUCUCCAGGAUGAUAUCGAGAGGUUGAUGCCUGUUGUUUAUACGCCUACAGUCGGACUUGCCUGUACUCAAUACGGCCAUAUAUUCCGCAGGCCGAAGUGAGGGUUUCUUGGGGGGG
Messenger RNA from Meleagris gallopavo (turkey), 392 nucleotides. NCBI's taxonomy places the organism in Eukaryota, Metazoa, Chordata, Aves, Galliformes, Phasianidae. The record is from RefSeq and is a predicted model, not a curated record.